UAGUGCCUGAAGCCAACAAAUGCAGUUUUAAUUUUAUGGUGCUGAUUUUAUACAUGCUACAUUUUCAGGAUGACCAGGCUGACAAGGUGGAGCAACUACAGGCCACUGUUGAGCGCCUCGACAGUGAGCUGCGAAAAACGAAAGAGCAGCUCCAGCAAACACAGGACUGUCUUGACUCCGCAAGGAUGGUCAAGCGUCUCAAACACAUUCUGGAUAAAGUUGAAGGUGGUGAGGAUUCGCGUGUCUCAGUCGUGUCAGCACCAAAAGUGGACCUUGGUGAAGGUGUUCUCCUUGAUGAUGCUACGCUGACAUGACUGCGACGGGAUGCGAAGAAUUCAGGAUCCAGGUUUGCCCGGGGACUGCUUAAAGUGUUGUUCACGGCAGAAGAGCUGGAAAAUAAGUCUCUUUUUGGGCGGCGGUCCAACGCUCACAAGGAUGCCGCCCAAAAGGAGGCUUUAGAUCCAAGGCGUGUCAACGCUAUUCUAAGUAAGUGUGACAACACAGGCAACUGAAAUGUUUGCUUUCGCUGGUCAUUUGAAGUUAAAAUCUUGUGGAUGACUCCUGUGUGCUGUCUCGUCCAGAUACACUGACAAAUACAUGAGGCUAAACUAUUUUUGUAUUUUCUCUUCCCUUAGGCUACACGGCAAGACACUUUGAUGCAACGACCAGUGAAAUAAAAAACACG
This is a messenger RNA of Dermacentor silvarum, 685 nucleotides long. RefSeq lists its product as uncharacterized. The record is from RefSeq and is a predicted model, not a curated record. The coding region runs from base 36 to 314 and encodes 92 amino acids. The transcript has 3 exons. NCBI's taxonomy places the organism in Eukaryota, Metazoa, Arthropoda, Arachnida, Ixodida, Ixodidae.